Helicoverpa armigera (cotton bollworm) is the source of this 1723-nucleotide messenger RNA. Its product is annotated as gastrula zinc finger protein XlCGF57.1. NCBI's taxonomy places the organism in Eukaryota, Metazoa, Arthropoda, Insecta, Lepidoptera, Noctuidae. Gene Ontology annotation, molecular function: sequence-specific DNA binding; zinc ion binding; DNA-binding transcription factor activity, RNA polymerase II-specific. Gene Ontology annotation, biological process: regulation of transcription by RNA polymerase II. Gene Ontology annotation, cellular component: nucleus. The transcript has 5 exons. The record is from RefSeq and is a predicted model, not a curated record. The coding region runs from base 224 to 1696 and encodes 490 amino acids.
GUUUGCGCAUUAGGUACCUACUCGCACUGCACUAAGUAAGUAUACCUUUUUGGAAAAAUAUCAAUAGCGAUGAAGUAUACAAAGCUCAACAGUAUCGCUAUCUUCGAACGCGCAUGCGUGGUUGUAGGAUGGAUGGUGAAACGUCUAGCAAAAUCAUUACGGUGCAUAACAUUCAGAAUAGAAACAGUGCCAUAAUAAUAAUUAUGCUCUUAAAAAUUAAAACAUGACGCAAACAAUUGACGACAACUUUGAACGUUGCUGCCGGCUCUGUGCCGAAGAACAAGAUGUUACUAUAAUGAUAUUCAGUAAAGAAGCCGAAGCAAUGCUUCUACAAAACAAGCUCAACAAAUAUUUAUUAAUUGAGGUGGAUGAAGACGACAAGUUGCCCAAAAACAUUUGUAUUAAGUGCUGCACAAAAUUACAAUCAGUUUGUGAUUUUAUUGAUACAGCGCGGAAGGCUCAGGAAGUGCUCCUACAACGUAGUUUUGUGAUAGAUCGGAUCAUAACAGAAAAAUGCAUGAUAUCUUUAGCAACAGAUGAAAAGUUUGAAUCGGAAGAAAGUGUCGAUAAUGAUAAAUUUACUGAAAUGGAAGUGAGUGUUGAUCCAAUGAUGGUUCUGCAAAAUUCUGCAUCAACUUUCUCACCCAAUUAUGAGCAAAGCCCCUCAGUGGAAGACGUAACCUAUCUACAUGGAUUGGAUACAGAAAAUGUCACUAUAAAAUUAAUCAAAAAGGGAGGUUCGCAUUCUGAUUCAGAAGAUGAAAAGGAAAAGGACAGCAAUCAACCAACUUCUAAUGAGAGUGGUGAUGAUGAUGAAAAAUUUGUAAAGCCCUUCCAAUGCACAUCAUGUGACCGUAGCUUCUGCACAGACUUGGCUUUAAAAAAUCAUGUCUGGAUUCACAUUCCUGAAAACAAAGAUGAGAGACACUACAAUUGCCACACAUGUUCAGAGGGCUUUUUUUAUAAGUAUGAUUUAAUCUCACAUUUGAAGAAGCAUCGAACAAAUGGUGUAUGUCAGCUCUGUGGAAGAAUGUUCCGAUCAGAAAGGACUUAUGUUGCUCACAUGUCAGUACAUUUACCAUCAAGCAAGUCAUAUACUUGCAAGGUAUGUGGGCGCUCAUACAACACAUGGGGAGGCCUAAAAACGCAUAGUGUCACUCAUAGUAGCGACAGACCUUACUCAUGUGAAAUUUGUAUGAAGACUUUCAAAAGAAACCAGGAUUUAAAAUUCCAUGUAAACCAGCACACGGGAGCAAAACCAUACAAAUGUCCAUUCUGUGACAAAUGCUUUGCAAGUUCAGGGAAUUGUUACUCUCACAGAAAUAGGAUGCAUCCUGGGGAGAAACAUGAAGGGAGCACUAAGAGAAUAGUGCCUGCAGCUGCUGGAAUGCCUGCACUUCGCCCGAUUGCUCCAAAACCUGACCCCCCUGAGGAACCUACGGAUAGCAAUCUCACUAUUGUAAAUGGUGUUAAAAAAUAUAAAUGCCACUUAUGUGAUCAUAGUUUUGUGAAGAAAGAAAAUUUCAAUUACCACAUGUACCAACACACGGGAGAAAAACCUUUCAAAUGUACGUUUUGUUCGGAAAAAUUCGUGACCAGAAGAGGAUUACUCAUCCAUCAUGAUAAUAAACAUCACGGCAAGAAUCGUCCACUGGGUGUCAAUAUAAAAACUGUAUUUAUCGACGUUCACGAAUAAUAUUGACUUAAAGAUUUUGAGCGUUUU